GGUCUGCAGCAUCACUGAACUGGUGCAGUGCAAAACGCUCGCUCAUCCUCACCGAUGGUGUGCAGAACAAGGGGGACAUAAAAAAAAGAAAAAAACUUCUGAAACUACAUAUCCUAAAAAAAAAAAAAUCCACCACAAACAAUCCAUCAUGAGCUACGAUUCCUACAUCACCUACCGCCGCCCUUGGGACAGCUACAAAGGCUCCCGAUCCACCGCCACCAAAUCCUCCAUGUCUUCCUCGAUCUACUCGUCCUCCCGAGCUCCUCCGUCUGGGAAGAGGAUCCUGAGGACGGCCUCCUCUUCCCUGCAUGACGGGCCUCAGAGGAUGGACCUGGCUCAGGCCAGCUCCCUCAACACAGAGCUGCUGGGCCUCCGCUCCCAGGAGAGGGAGCAGCUCGUGGACCUGAAUGACCGCUUCGCCACCUACAUCGAGAAGGUGAGGACCCUGGAGCUGCAGAACCGAGCCCUGCUGGAGGAGCUGGAGGCGCUCAGGAGGAGGCAGAACGACCCGUCCCGUCUGCAGGCGCUCUACGAGGGGGAGGCGCGCAGCCUCAGGUCCAUGAUCGACUCAGAGAACGGGGAGAAGAUGCGCAUGGAGGCGGAGAGGGACUACCUGCGCGACGUGUUCGGGCAGAUGAAGGAGCGCUUCGAGGAGGAGGCGAGGAGGCGCGUGGACGCCGAAGAGGAGCUCCAGCGGGCCAGAGAGGAGGCCAGCAGGGCCGUGAUCUACAACUGCGACGCGGAGGCCACCGUGGUCUCACUGUGCGACGAGAUGGUGUUCCUGAAGAAGGUGUUCGCAGAGGAGCAGUCUGAGCUGCAGGCCCAGCUGCAGAUGGUCAACAUCAGCGUGGACGUGGAGGUGUCCCGGCCCGACCUCUCCACCGCCCUGCGGGACAUCCGGACGCAGUACGAGCGGCUGGCCAACAAGAACAUGCAGGCCGCCGAGGAGUGGUACCAGAGCAAGUUCGCCAGCGUGGCGGAGAUGGCCAGCAAGAACAACGAGGCCGUGCACGCCAUCCGGGAGGAGACCAUGGAGUACCGCAGGCUGCUCCAGUCCCGCUCCUCGGAGAUCGAGGCCCUCCGCAACGUCAUCGACUCCCUGAACAAACAGCUGGAGGAUCUGGAGGAGACGCAGGCAAAGGAGGUGGCAAAGUACCAGAUGAGGAUAAGUGACCUGGAGCGAGACAUCACUGAAGCCAAGCAGGAGAUGGCACGCUACCUGAGAGAGUACCAAGACCUUCUCAAUGUGAAGAUGGCUCUUGACAUCGAAAUAGCUGCGUACAGGAAACUUCUGGAGGGGGAGGAGAUUCGACUGGCUUAUCCUUCCCUUCCUGCUCUGAAUUAAAACCUAAAUGCCACCAAUCUGGCACCAACCUGAAUUCUCCACACCUCUUCAUCUUGCCCUCAACAUCCUGAACAUCACCUCUCUGCCAUUCUCCCUCCCCCCAUCAUCUCCGCCCCCCCCCUCCCCCCAACAUCCGGAUGUCAUCUAUCCUUCCGAAAACAAC
Salarias fasciatus (jewelled blenny) is the source of this 1508-nucleotide messenger RNA. It is a transcript of the gene neff2, whose product is annotated as neuronal intermediate filament family member 2. Gene Ontology annotation, molecular function: structural constituent of postsynaptic intermediate filament cytoskeleton. The transcript is spliced from 3 exons. The record is from RefSeq and is a predicted model, not a curated record. Bases 149 to 1345 code for a protein of 398 amino acids. Gene Ontology annotation, biological process: neurofilament bundle assembly. NCBI's taxonomy places the organism in Eukaryota, Metazoa, Chordata, Actinopteri, Blenniiformes, Blenniidae. Gene Ontology annotation, cellular component: axon; postsynaptic intermediate filament cytoskeleton; cytoplasm.